Molecule: messenger RNA, 1413 nt
Organism: Archocentrus centrarchus (flier cichlid)
Lineage: Eukaryota; Metazoa; Chordata; Actinopteri; Cichliformes; Cichlidae
Gene: smim22
Product: small integral membrane protein 22
Exons: 5
Coding region: 336-575 (79 amino acids)
Biological process (GO): regulation of cell population proliferation
Source: RefSeq, a predicted model, not a curated record
GCGUUCUAUCCGACGGAUCUCCUCCGUAUUGUAGCGCUCAAAGAGAACAGCUGGGUCCUUGAUCUCCGAGACCCGGAGAGACAGAACCGCGUCCUGGGCCAUGGUACUUCCAAAACAGCAGCAAAGAACUCCAACCCGGAAAACAACCCGGAAGAUACUUCCUGUCUCCACUAAUUAUCUUUCAUACAGAGCUCUACAAACAAUAAAGACCUCUGUGUUUUAAAUACCGUUGUGGGCAGGUAGGGUCCAAUCAGUGCACCCGUGUACACAGGACUUCGUUCCCGGAAAGAAAAGAAAACAACAGGCGGCUUCAUUUACAGAGACCCAACUAAGCAAUGGAGCAGAGAGACAUCCAGAAGGAUGUUUUCAGUGAUGUUAUUUCGAGAUUGCAGGCCAAGCAGUUCUUUCAGUCUGACUGGGAUAUCGCUUCUUGUGCAGUCUUCUUCAUCUUUGUUGGUAUGAUUCUUCUGUUUGCCAUCCUGGUCCUCGUUCACUGUUGCUGCUGCAGUUGCUGCACUGAUGAGAAGCCUCAAAGAUGGAAGGUUGGCAUUGAGAACAUGGCUCUGGAGCCCUGACAGCUGAGCUGCCCUGCCUGAUGUGCCUGGAAAUGGCCUCAAAGUCCAACUCCUGUGACAGAACACGAGAUUUGAUUCUACAGCCACUCACAAACACAAACACAAUGUUUUUACUUGCACAAAUUGUUGUUCCAAACCCUUUGCUACCCUGACAUGAAAAUCUAAUAUGUGAUUUUGUUGAUUGUCAUUGCUAUGUCUACAUUUUUUCUAUCAAGCUUUAUUGCUAGGACACCACAGAGCAGCUAGAAAUUCUCAGCUGUGUGUUUUAUUGAACAUAGAUUUAAACACAACUUCUUAAUUUGCUGAAAUUGCUAUAAUUUUUAUUUUUUUUAACAUAAUGUAUGCACUAUGUUCAUGUCAUACACAUUGUACAGGGUAAAUGACUCAAAGCCAUACAGUUACCAAAAAUCUUUGGUAAAAUCUUUGGUUUUCUCACAUCUACACUCUGCUAAAAUUUUCAGUUCUUUUUUCAGUCUUUUUUGGGACUUUCAAUAAAAAGAGUAGUUAUAUUGACAGUGACAACCUGCGUAGGCAUACGUGUUUCCUGAUACGAAACCAUGUCAAUAAGGGAAUCAAUAAAGAACCAGAUCAAUAAGGAGAUCCAUUAAUGGCAUUGGUAUCAAUAAAACCUUAUCAAUUUUCAUUCCUACAAGUUAGUCCACAGAAUAUUUCCCCAGUGUCUCGGGGAUCAUCAUCAAGAUGUGUUUUUUGGCAAAUUUGAAACAAGCCUUUUUGGUUCUUCUUCUGGUUCUUUAGAUCGUGGGAGCAAUUACGUUACACAUACGUAGGUUUGGAUAACUUUUUCCCUUAAUAAAUGAAGUCAUCAGUUCAAACUGCA